Molecule: messenger RNA, 1121 nt
Organism: Xiphias gladius (swordfish)
Lineage: Eukaryota; Metazoa; Chordata; Actinopteri; Istiophoriformes; Xiphiidae
Gene: pax1a
Product: paired box 1a
Exons: 5
Coding region: 13-1098 (361 amino acids)
Biological process (GO): regulation of transcription by RNA polymerase II; anatomical structure development
Molecular function (GO): RNA polymerase II cis-regulatory region sequence-specific DNA binding; DNA-binding transcription factor activity, RNA polymerase II-specific
Source: RefSeq, a predicted model, not a curated record
ACAUAUAGGCAAAUGGAGCAAACCUAUGGAGAGGUGAACCAGUUAGGCGGCGUGUUCGUCAAUGGGCGACCCCUGCCCAACGCCAUACGGCUAAGAAUCGUGGAGCUGGCUCAGCUCGGGAUCAGACCCUGCGAUAUAAGCCGGCAACUCCGAGUCUCCCACGGCUGCGUGAGCAAGAUCUUAGCGAGGUACAACGAGACGGGCUCCAUCUUACCCGGUGCCAUCGGUGGAAGCAAACCGCGGGUCACGACGCCUAACGUGGUGAAAAAUAUCAGGGAAUACAAACAAAACGACCCCGGGAUCUUUGCCUGGGAGAUCCGGGACAGGCUUUUGGCAGAUGGAGUUUGUGACAAGUACAAUGUCCCGUCGGUGAGUUCGAUCAGCAGGAUUUUACGCAACAAGAUUGGAAAUCUCUCCCAGCCCAACCAGUACGAGAGCAGUAAGCAAGCCUCCGCGCAGGCCGGGCUCUCCUACAACCACAUAUACCCUUAUUCCUACCCCAACACCAUGUCGCCCAAAAUGAGCAGCCCGCCUGGAGUACCGGUGACGGCUGGACAUAUGAGCAUAUCCAGGGCCUGGCCUUCCGCGCACACCGUCAGCAACAUCCUCGGCAUACGAGCCUUCAUGGAUCCCGCAGCCAUUGCUGGGACGGAGGGAUAUCCACCAAAAAUGGAGGAGUGGAGUAGCGUCAACAGAGCAGCUUUCCCAGCGGCUCACACGGUCAACGGGAUUGACAAAUCAGCCAUUGACGCCGACAUAAAAUACGCCCAGCCUUCCUCGACAUUGUCCAGUUAUGUCUCGGCGUGUGCUUACUCUCCCACCAACCAGUACGGGGUGUACAGCGGGUCAGCGGGCGGCUACGUGGCCCCGGGCCACCACCAUUGGCAGCCACAGAGCCCGGCCCUCUCCCACCCGGGUGGCGGGAUGGGCAUGCACGCGGGGGAGAUCCACUCGCCGAUGGCCUUCAAGCACCAGCAGGCCCGAGAAGGAGACAGAAAACCGCCCAGUCCUCUGAGCAAGCAGCAGCAGCAGCAGCAGCAGCAGCACGAAGACUUGAACAGUGUACAUGGACUCAGUCUCCCUACCUCAUCGUCGUAACCGGGACUUAUACCAUCAUAGUU